This is a messenger RNA of Lolium rigidum, 1191 nucleotides long. Its product is annotated as salt tolerance receptor-like cytoplasmic kinase 1. Gene Ontology annotation, molecular function: ATP binding; protein kinase activity. The record is from RefSeq and is a predicted model, not a curated record. Gene Ontology annotation, cellular component: plasma membrane. The coding region runs from base 1 to 1191 and encodes 396 amino acids. Gene Ontology annotation, biological process: protein phosphorylation. NCBI's taxonomy places the organism in Eukaryota, Viridiplantae, Streptophyta, Magnoliopsida, Poales, Poaceae. The transcript has 2 exons.
AUGGACGUUGCCAUGGCGCUGGCCACGCUCUUCUUCGUCCUCCUCCUGCUCUCCUCCGCCGCCAUCUCGCUCCUCCUCAUCCGCCUCUGCCUCGCCGCCAUCCGCCCCUCCGCCACCACCCGCACCCCCUACGCCGCCGUCGACCCCGAGACCGCACGAGCAUCGCCGCCGCAGCACGGGUUGGCCUUGCUGCCGCCGACGAAGGCACUGCAUGAGAAGCCGGCAGACACGGAGCCGCGGAGACUGGCGUGGCGGGAGGUGGAGGCCCUCACGGGCGGCUUCGACGAGGCCGCCGUGGUGGCCCGCGGCGGCUCCGGCAACGCCGUCUACCUCGCCGGGCAGCGCGUCCGCGGGUCGGCGGCGGCCGUCAAGGUGCACCGCUGGUGCGGCGGCGGGGAGCGCCGGCUCGCGGCGUUCCGGCGCGAGCUCGACCUGCUCCGCCGCGUCGGCCGCCACCCGCGGCUCGUCGCGCUACUCGCUUACUCCGACGACCACGAGGAGGGAGGCGCACUCGUGCUGGAGUACAUGUCGGGCGGCACCCUCGCCGACCGCCUCCACGGCGCCACCCCACCACUCACCUGGUGCCACAGGAUGCGCGUCGUCCACGACAUCGCCGUCGCGUUGGAGCACCUCCAUGGCACCGCCACGGCCAUCGUGCACGGCGACCUGUCAGCCUCCAACGUGCUCCUUGACGACGUGGGCGGAGCGCGGCUCUGCGACCUAGGCUCCGCCUGCGAGGCCACUUUCUCUGCAGCCGUCGCGCCCGCUAGACGCGGCGCCGCCGCUGCUGUGGGCUCCCCGGGGUACGCUGACCCCUUCUUCCUCCGCACCGGCAUCGUGUCCAAGAAGUCUGACGUGUACAGCUUCGGCGUGCUGCUCCUCGAGGUUAUCACCGGCUCGCCGGCCGCCGGCACGUCAGUGGGCGGCGGCGAGUACCUGACGGCGCGGGUACUGCCACGUGUGAGAGCAACCGGGGUGGCGGGGCUCGUGGACAGUAGGCUAGGAGACUGUUAUGACACUAUAGAGGCCAGCGAUAUCGCGGGAAUCGCCCUUGAGUGUGUGGCGUCGCAGCCAGGGCUCCGACCCACGAUGGCGCAAGUGCGGGCUGCUGUGGCGGAGAAGGCAGCGAGGUCCAUCGCGAGCAAUGGUAGUGAUCAUAAGUUGCUCGACUUAUUCCGCACCACGAGUUAA